Limulus polyphemus (Atlantic horseshoe crab) is the source of this 1712-nucleotide messenger RNA. RefSeq lists its product as uncharacterized. The coding region runs from base 108 to 1685 and encodes 525 amino acids. The record is from RefSeq and is a predicted model, not a curated record. The transcript is spliced from 9 exons. Lineage: Eukaryota; Metazoa; Arthropoda; Merostomata; Xiphosura; Limulidae.
UUCAAAUCGAGCCAAGGUUCGAAUAUAAUAAACUUAGGAUUGCAGAAGAAGAACUGUUUGUAAGUUUGUUCCUGAUUGGCACCAAUCGGACUGAGGAUAAUACAGUAAUGUAUUUUCUACCACAAGGAACUUCUGGAGAGAUUCAGAGAACAAGAUAUUCUUGGAGCUCUGUUUCUGAUGUGGGAUGUUUCCAGGAAACGUGUGUGUUUACAAGAGAUGCUUCAACAGAUGGGGUUAUUGUAUACCACAUGUCUAUUGAACGAACGUCUGGACAAGUUAGCAUCCAUGAAAUACAAAGAGUAAAUGAAGUCCGAUAUGCCCUUGAUGUUGAAAUAUUUAUGUACGCUUCUGCAAGACUAGUAGCCAUAGCAACUAAGGAAGACCAAUGGAUUUUUUGGUGGAAAAAACCCCUACUUGAGCUCUACCAGAAAGUGACUGAAAUUAAUAAGGGUUUUCAAUGGAAGCAGGUUCCUAUAGGUGGCUGCCAUUCGGAGCCGCUGUUGGUGCUUACCAGCGAGACUGGUAGGGGAAGCACACAACAAUCGGUGUUCAGGUUUGUCUUCAACAAAGACCUGUCUUCACUUCUUCCUAAGCUAGAAAGGUUCCACAAAGGUGAUGGUAUUCCAAUAUGCACGACUUGGAAAUUGUCUCGUGGUAGUGUACAGUACGACAAACUAAGAUUUCGCGAUCUCAACGCAGCUAAGGAAGAAUGUGUCGGACUGGCCACGUGUAGAGCGGUAGUAAGAGCGUCCUCUGGAGGUUUCUACCUUUCUUUCGACUACCACUAUCUACAGCUGGAUCGAUUUGCUCCGGACAUUGUUUAUACGAAACGAACUCAAUCAGGGUUUACUUGUCACUACGACAUUUGGAAUCCUCCAGCCAAGAACGGGAUGACUUCAUUUUUGAGUGGAAACUUUGAAAUAUUAGUGGUGCCUCAUGAGAGAUCCACCAUCAUGUACAGAUUUUGGUAUCAUUACAACGAGAUACCUAAUCCAAAAGUUGUAAGCCUUACUAAUAUGGAACAGUUAUUCCUUCAUCUAAAGAAAAAAUUAGAUAAACAAGAAGAACAAGCUCAAAUGAUUGAAUAUUACUUGAAAAACGCUGUCCGUCCUAGAGGAAACCAAGUGGUUCAAAGUCACGUUAUCUACAAUGACUUCUCUAGCGAAGGCUUUAUUGGUAACUUAAUCGGAAAUGAACAAACGUUACUAACAGUAAAAGAUGCCUCUUUAUUGGCCAAAAACAUUGAAGAGUUGGAAACUGAAAUAGACGAGUUGUAUUCAAAAUUAGAAGACGUCGUUCUAAGAAAUGCUCAAACCAGAACGUUUAUUGGAGGAACGAAAGUUUUCAAAGGGCAGAUUUUAGGUGAAGGGGUAGAAGGAAAAGAAAUAAAUCUUCACGGGUCAAAAGAUCUUUAUGUUCCAGAAAUGUUGGAAACAAUUUCUAGGAAAGAUCGGGAACCAGUAGUUGUGGGAGAUGUAUCUUUCGCGGGAAAAGUUCAUGUCCGAGGAAAUGUAGAGUUGGGUUGCAGUAUAAACGAGAUUGCUACACCAGAAUUACUCACCACUGACACAAAACAACAUAUUGACGGAACCUUGCAGUUCUUGUCACUUUUUCAGGCUAAGUCCAUCAUUUCCGUAAAUCGUAUCAACAACGUUCCUCUGAGGGAUAUCGUCCCGCUUGAGUGAAAUAGUAGACUUACUGGCCACAAAACG